Molecule: messenger RNA, 163 nt
Organism: Funneliformis geosporum
Lineage: Eukaryota; Fungi; Glomeromycota; Glomeromycetes; Glomerales; Glomeraceae
Source: the annotation of a GenBank genome assembly
AUUCUGGUUAUAUAAUUGCUUUAAAUGUCGAUAAUGAAAUAAGCGAAUUACAUAACAAAAUUAAAGAUUAUAAGAAAAAAAUAAGUGAAUAUCCUAUACAAAAUUAUUAUAAGAUCAAUGAUAUCAAAAACAAUUUUAUUUAUCAAUUAAUUGAUAAUGAGUU